GCACUGUGAAGGUACUAGUUUACGUUGUGGGUGAAGUGAUCGGUGACUGUGAUUUAUAACAUCUUUAUUAAAUGUAUGAAUGUUGUGGGACAGAUGUAGGUUUUCAACAAUACACACACUUUAUUUGCUCCUAGAGUACAUAAACGUCCUUUAUUGUGCAUAUGGAAACCUGUACGCCAUUAUAUCUCAGUACAUUGCUGAAUUUGAGGUAGGUCUGAUAAAGAAGACAGUGGAAGAGAUGAUUCAAUAUGAAGAAGCCUUCAAGUAUUUAAAUACAAAAUUCCCACUUCUCAGCGAUUCUAAGAUAAAAGAUGGAAUUCUCGUUGGUCCGCAAUUUCAAGAACAACGUAAGGCGUUACUACUAAAACCUGUAUAUAUCCUGGCAUAUCUUCGGGCUUCCUGUCUGGGAUAUGUUUGCCUAGUAAAAGAAUUGAGAACGAAGCUUCUGGAUAGAAUUGUUGAGGUGAGACGGAGUGUGACACAAAUCUGCCGCCAAUCCUGGUCGCGACGCGCGCGGAGCAGCCGGCCGCCGCCCCCAGAGCCCCGCCCGCCCCGCCGCUCCUCGCCCCGCCUGCUCCUCCGGACCGGAAGUGAGUGCUGACGGUCAGCACGGGCGAGCAGGAGCUAUGGCAGUAGCCUCUCUGUGGCGCAACGUGCUCCGGCGCGCCAUGGGCAAGUGGCGCAGCAAGUCGUACAGCCGCGCGCCAGACGACGGCGCGUGCUCGCCCGAGGAGGCGGUGGCGGCGGCCGGGUGCGCGACGCUGCUGCCGGCGGCGGGGCCCAAGGGCAGCAUCAGCGCGGCCGUGUCUGCGUCGACGGCGGCCGCCCCCG
Gryllus bimaculatus (two-spotted cricket) is the source of this 831-nucleotide messenger RNA. The record is from the annotation of a GenBank genome assembly. Lineage: Eukaryota; Metazoa; Arthropoda; Insecta; Orthoptera; Gryllidae.